This is a messenger RNA of Prosopis cineraria, 1296 nucleotides long. RefSeq lists its product as uncharacterized. The transcript has 7 exons. The record is from RefSeq and is a predicted model, not a curated record. NCBI's taxonomy places the organism in Eukaryota, Viridiplantae, Streptophyta, Magnoliopsida, Fabales, Fabaceae. Bases 86 to 994 code for a protein of 302 amino acids.
AAGUUCAUCUCUUAAAUUGAAUGAUCUCCGAGGAAUUGUUUCUCUGAGUUAACUACUAUUCGGAUUCAAACGAUUUCAGAGGAAGAUGAAGACAUUACUUUAUGUCGUGGUUGUAUCACUCUUUAUUUCAGCAUGGGUGCCGCCAGCAUGCUGCUCCAAGAAACCAGCAGGAAAAGCUAGGAGGGAAGACAUCCCGUACAUCAGAUGCCAAGUCUGUGAAAAGCUUGCUAAGCAGUUGUAUCAUCAGGUUCAGAAAAAGCAAGCGGAGAUCGCUCCGAAAAAGAUAUUGGAGUUCCAGAUCAUUGAGAUAGCUGAGAAUAUCUGCAAUCUCAAAAAAGCGGAAGCUGAUUGGAUAUUGCAGAUAGAUAUUGUAGAAAAUGAAGAUAAAUUGGAGCUGGUGGAACAAGACUCUGAAGGACAAUGUAAUUCUGAAUGCAAGACAAUAGAGCAGGCUUGUCAGGAGGUAAUAGGAUAUUCUGAUACAGAUGUUGCUGAAUAUCUAUACAAAUCCAAGCCUGACGUUGACUUAUUGCUCAAAUAUUUCUGUAAAGACCUUACUAAGGCAUGCAGCACCAAACCACCCCCUGUACCUAAGGACAGGGCUCCUGGAGAACCUUUUGUUCCAAAGUCAGCUAAAGAGGCUGAAAUGGACAGGCUUUUGAAAUCUAUGGAGGGGAUGCCCGGAGCCCCUGGCAUGAAAAUGUACUCCAGGGAGGAUUUAAUGAACAUGAAGAAUUUUGGUGAAGAUGGUGUUGAUGAAGAUGAGGAUGAUGAUGAUGAUGAGGCUGGCUUCCCUUCAAAAUUGGGAAAAGUUUUAAGGGAAAAAGAAAGCGGAAGUGACUGGAAACAGAAGCUAAGGAAAGGUAUUUCAGACAGUGCUAUGACACUGAAGCAACAUGCCGACAGAGUCUCCAAUCAUUUACGUCAAUGGUGGAGGGGAAAGAAGGCAGGAACUUCAAAAAAGGGACAGAAGACAGGAAAGUCAGAACUUUAGAGCAUCAAAAUUUCACACUGCAUCACUUGAUUGCUUAAGUUCUUCAAUCGUUUCUUGAUUGAAGGUCCCUCUGCCCAAGCUUGGCAGGAAGAAGAAUUAUAAGGGAAGGGAUUUAAUUCUACGAGAUUUACACAUCUAAUCAUGGAUUUGGGACCUUCAUGUACUUUUGUGUGACAAGGCUGUCCGUAAGAAUUUAAGAUGGUGGUUUGUCUGCCACUUCACCUCUCCCAAAUUGGGUAUAAACACUUGCAAUACGUCCGAUGUGUUUUUCAUUUUCGGAAUAGUAGCACUUUUUUCUAAAA